AUGUGCAAGGCGGGAUGCGACAGCAUGGAGUGGCGAAGAGCAUCAAGUCAUAAAGCCAAGCGAGGCAUCUUGUGGGCUGGCAAAACUGAGAAUAAAGUGGUAAGCUCAUCCGGAGAAGUUCAGGCUGAUGUCCAACCUGGUGAAGCUGACCACAAAGAAGAUGAUAAGGCAGGAAUGGUUUGUCGGUUCGGAGUGAGCCAGCUGGCCAAACAACACGAUGCGGUUCAGAGCUACAAGGCAAAUGAGGUAACUGGAUGGGUUCGAGACUUUGACCCCAAGGACAUCAGCGAGUUUGCGGGUCAACAGUACGCCGGGAAGGACCUGCUGGCGAUGGGCGUGGCAGAGCUCGACAACCUCGAGUUGGCAAAAGGGCCACGGAGGCGCCUGAUAGAGAGCAUCAAGAAGCUGAAAGCGGCGGCCGCCGCUUGUGACAUGCUGUCGGCGCUGGUCGAGCUGCAGCUGAAGGACAAAGACCUCUUGCAAGCAGCCAUCGAUGUAAUCAAGAAGCAGCUCGAAAAGCUACAGGACGACCAGGGUCGGAUCAAGAUGGUCGGUGACAUGCUGUCGGCGCUGGUCGAGCUGCAGCUGAAGGACAAAGACCUCUUGCAAGCAGCCAUCGAUGUAAUCAAGAAGCAGCUCGAAAAGCUACAGGACGACCAGGGUCGGAUCAAGAUGGUCGGUGACAUGCUGUCGGCGCUGGUCGAGCUGCAGCUGAAGGACAAAGACCUCUUGCAAGCAGCCAUCGAUGUAAUCAAGAAGCAGCUCGAAAAGCUACAGGACGACCAGGCCAGGCUGUUCAUUGAAGUUGUCGCCAUAGCACGGGUUGCUCCUGCACAGGGUCGGAUCAAGAUGGUCGGUGACAUGCUGUCGGCGCUGGUCGAGCUGCAGCUGAAGGACAAAGACCUCUUGCAAGCAGCCAUCGAUGUAAUCAAGAAGCAGCUCGAAAAGCUACAGGACGACCAGGCCAGGCUGUUCAUUGAAGUUGUCGCCAUAGCACGGGUUGCUCCUGCACAGGGUCGGAUCAAGAUGGUCGGUGACAUGCUGUCGGCGCUGGUCGAGCUGGAUGCAAACAGUGUGAUGAGUUCAGCUCUUCAGGAUGUGGAUGUCACAUCGGUCGGUCGGCCGCACGCUGUAUGUCCUUGCCGAUCGCCGUCUGAGCUGUGCCGCCUGGCCCAGGUGUUGGAGCAGGCCUGCAACGCAACCAGGAGUGAUGUGAAGAGCUACGGGCCAAAGCAAGUAGCUGCAUGGACUGCGGCAAAACUGGUUUCUGCCAAGUACGACGCUGCGGCGAUCCAACAGGCGCUUGGAGUGCUGAAGACGAGCGGCCCUACCCUGCUGAACAUCACAAGCCAAGAUCUCCAGCGCUGGGGGCUAGAUGAUCGCAGCAUCGAAAAGACCGUGCUCGAGGCGUUGACAUUUCGUGACCUCGUGAACGACGAGGCGAAGGUCCAGUACAACUAUCAAAACAAGGUGUGGGUAUAUGGCCGUCCGACAAGUUUCCCCCCAUGUGGCUACGUCCCAGACGCGCAGAUGCUGAAGAUAAGCAUCAAUGGCACGCAUAGCUCAGAGAUUCUGUUUAUGAACUCCGAAGGCAAGAGUUGUAUCCCAACCUUCCACGGAGAAAGUGGCAGUGGAAAGACUUUGCUAGCUGUGAUGAAGCCGGCUAUCCUACUGCAAGCCGAUCAAGGCGAUACUGUUCGGGUGUUCACUAUGACCGUCAGUGCCGAGGAGGUGCAAGAGAUCAGCCAAGCCCAAAGCAAAGAUGAUCGCGAUGACCGGUGCAAAGCCAAGGUCAUGAACAUAUUCAAGAAGUGCAUCAAGUCGGCUUUGGGAGAUUCAGGUUCUGAGACGUAUCUGCUCCAUACCUGGCCGUACCUGAAGCUAAGGCUGGAGCACCCUGAUCCAGACGAUCUUGGCAAUGUGGUAUUUGUAAUCGAUGAGAUUGGAACAUGCCUCGAUUUUGCACGUGGAGUGGCGGCGCAACAAGAGGACAUAUACAAGCACAUGCAGCAGUUUUGCAAAAAUAAGAGCCAAUUGGUCAUGGCAGGCACUGCAGGUGCAGGCACUGUGGCAUAUCAGCCAUCUGUGGAAGUGUCGACAAAGCCAGAGCAAGUUUGCCUAGUCUUCGUCGGCAGCGUGAAAGACGCAACCUUCGGGCGUGCCCUAUGUGAAGCAAUGCUCCCCCUUGAAACUUGUGCAGUGAGAUACGACGACUUGAUGGAGGUCAAAUCUAUGAAGGCAUAUCUCAGCAACGCACGGACUGCAGUCUUGUUAGUGGAGGAGGUCGCGCGAUGGGUGAACAAGAAACCCGCAAACGUUGCAAAAGAGACCGUGCGUGACGCAUGGAAGCGUAGUCCUCAUUUGACAAGCUAUUUGGUGCCGAGCAAGUACAGAAUGCUCAAUGGCCUGCAGAGCGUGACGUGCAUCCGUGAUCAUGCCGAUUGCGCUUUGAAGCUGCUGAUGCACCCUUCGCUUCUGGAAAGCAAAGAUAUUCCAGAACCUGAAGUUGCCAGGAGGUGUGUGACACUAGGACUCGUGGCUAUUCCAGAUUCUCAACAAGCUGCAGCAAUCCACGCCCCCACCGGCAGCAAGUCAUAUUUCUCAACAACCACUUUCGACUCCUCUGAGGCUCUGAAGCAGAUGCUGCUUGCUGCAUUCGAAGUUCCGGCCAUUCUUCCAAAGGACGGACUGUCACUGGAACUCGUGGUGGCCGAGGCCCAGAGGCGCUUCUCAGAAGUGCUGACAGGCAAUCGAGCUACCCUGAAGCAUCUGCCGUAUGCUAUGCCUCCAGUGGACAAUCAGGAUAUGGAAGGCAUUCCAGAGAAUACAUUCGUGGAGAUUCUUGAUGCGCUUGCUUCCCAGCAAACAGUCGUGCUGGUCAACGGACCCAGUGCGCAGGGAGCUGACAUCAUCCUGCUUCGAGCGGCUCAGCAUACCAAGAAUUGCACGGCCACGAAGCCUUUUGUUCGCUUCGUGCAGGUUAAGAACCAGAAUCGUGCGGCGAACCAGACGGAUGUCGUGAGAACAUUGGGAGUUGCAGCAAAGGCAAACGCAUCCCAGAGCAAAUUUCAGAAACCUAACCCAUGGUCUGCGAUGGUACUGAAUUGGUUCUGCCGGGUGGUGAGCGAGAAGAAUUGCAAGAACUUGACACGGCACUUUGGACAGGUGCGAGAACUGAAAGGCAAACCUCGAGAGAUGGACGUGGAUGUGGAGCUUGUUCUCCUCGAAAGAGUGACGACUCAAAAGGCACCUCCAUCGUUACAGAAGCCGAGAUUUUUAAAAGAAUGCCCUACCUUCAAGCUGCAGAGUUUGGAGCACCUGGCUCCAUUUCCGACACAACUGCCGUCUAGUACGGCGAAAGCAUAUGGGCAGAAAAAGGCCAACCGCCGGAAAACUCCAGUGCAUUGCAGCUCAUGCGCUGGUUGUUUGCCUUGUGUGAAUGCUGGAAGGGUACUGCGUCGUGAACGUUUCCGCCUGGCAUUCAGGUGGACUGGAGCAUCGGGAGUGGUUUGCUCUACCCCAAACAAUAUCCCCGGUAUCAAGUGA
This is a messenger RNA of Symbiodinium natans, 3546 nucleotides long. The record is from the annotation of a GenBank genome assembly. NCBI's taxonomy places the organism in Eukaryota, Dinophyceae, Suessiales, Symbiodiniaceae.